Malus domestica (apple) is the source of this 1861-nucleotide messenger RNA. RefSeq names its product probable xyloglucan galactosyltransferase GT14. NCBI's taxonomy places the organism in Eukaryota, Viridiplantae, Streptophyta, Magnoliopsida, Rosales, Rosaceae. Gene Ontology annotation, molecular function: glycosyltransferase activity. The record is from RefSeq and is a predicted model, not a curated record.
UCCGGUGACAUGGAAAAAUCUCUCAUUUUUCUCACACUCCAAACUCCCCUGGUCUCUCUUUCUUCUGAUAUGAGUGGCUGCGGAUUUUUGUCCUCAGCAGGAAACACCAAUGGAGAAGCUACCGACAGUAAAGUGCUCUCAAGAACUCUGGUUUGCCCUUCUCAUCUCCUCCGCUUUGUGCAUUAUAUUUCUUUCCUUUGAUUACUCUACUUUCUCUGGUCUCAAUCUUUUGCCCAACAAAAAAGUCGACCCAAUUGGGGUUUUGAACCACGCUAUCACGGAUUCAUCAUGUUUUGGUCGUUACGUUUAUAUGCACGACGAUCUUCCUGAAAAAUUCAACUCCGACUUGGUAAGAAACUGUAGGUUUCUCACCAGAGGAACCGACAAGCCAAAUUUAUGUAUGUACUUUGAGAAUUAUGGUUUCGGUCCCGAAAUCCAAAACUCGGAAGGGGUUUUGUCGAACGGGAGCUGGUUUUCCACGAACCAGUUCUUGCUGGAGUUCAUAUUCCACAACAAGAUGAAGCGCUAUAAGUGUUUGACAAACAUCUCCAGUCAGGCUUCGGCCGUUUAUGUCCCGUUUUACGCCGGCCUUGAUGCGAGCCUCCAUCUCUGGGACUCGAAUCUUACGGUUAGAGAUGCCUCGGCGAAAGAACUUGUGAGUUGGCUUGCGAGAAAACCCGAGUGGGGGAAACUGUGGGGGAGGGAUCAUUUCUUGGUUGCCGGGAGAAUUUCUUGGGACUUCAGGAGGCAGACGGAUGAGGUUUCGGAUUGGGGUAGUAAGCUCAGGUGGUUGCCUGAGUCUAUGAACAUGACUAUGUUGUCGGUCGAAGGAAGCUCUUGGAACAAUGACUUUGCUAUACCUUACCCGACAAAUUUUCAUCCCGCGGAGGAGGUCGAUUUGGUUCAAUGGCAGAACAGAAUGAGGAAGCUAGACAGGCCUUACUUGUUCACUUUUGCUGGGGCACCGAGGCCUGACCAGCAGAGCUCGAUUCGGGGGAAGAUUAUCGAUCAGUGCGUAGCUUCGAGUAGAUGCAAGUUAAUCGAUUGCAGUUUGGGCGGUAACAUGGAUUGUGACAACCCGUCGAGUGUUAUGAGGGUGUUUCAGAGCUCGGUUUAUUGCUUGCAGCCCGGAGGGGAUUCAUACACCAGGAGAUCAACUUUCGAUUCCAUUCUGGCUGGUUGUAUUCCGGUUUUCUUUCACCCGGGUGCCGCUUAUUCCCAGUAUUUGUGGCAUUUGCCGAAGAAUCAUAGCAGCUACUCGGUGUACAUUCCGGUGAGGGUUGCGGACGAUAUGCCAGGCAGCAUUGAGGAAAUCUUGCUUGGAAUUUCAAAGGAUAAGGAAUUGUCCAUGAGAGAGGAGGUUAUAAGGCUCAUACCGAAUCUGUCAUACUCGGAUCCCAGGUCUAGAUUAGAGACCGAAGAUGCAUUCGAUUUGGCUAUCAAGGGAAUUCUUGAGAGGAUUGAGGAUGUUAGGAAGGUGAUUAGGGAAGGGAAUGAUCCGAGUAUUGGUUUCGCGGAUGAGGAUAGCUACAAGUACACAUUUCAUCAGAAACAAGAACAAACUUGAUUUGAGUUCAACAGUUCUUUCUGUUUAACAACAGAAUGAGAUGGAAGAGGAGGUGCAGGCCUACAAUGGCAGAUCGCACGUCGAAAGAUUCGAAACUGGAUGAAACAGUGCCAGUUCUUGGUUUUCAGGUCGUUACUGCAGCUGCCAAGAGAUUGUAAAGAAAGAUCGAAAGCAAAAUGCUAUGUUAGAGGUCCCUAUUUCAUACUCCUCUUUCAGAACAUGUACCUAUUUAGCACAAUUAUAAGUUAAAAAUGUAAUGUUCUUUAAAUUUAAACUUAGAAUUAUUCUUUUCAA